CCCAUCAGAUUAACAUUGUUCAAUAGUGUCCUUUAAAAAAUAUUUUGUUUAUUCAAAAUUAGAACUAAAAACUUUUUUAUGUAUUUUUAAAAUAAAACUUGUAUUUUUGUUGACCGUAGAUAUAAAAAAUCUUUAGUUUAUAAUUAUUUAAAUUUUAAAAAUAAUAUAAUAUAAAUUGUGUAAGACAUUCGUACAAAGGAAAGAAGUUAAGAAAACGUAACAUAAAUAUCCUUUGUUGUUAAAAACCAUUUUGCAUAUAGAGAAUCCUUAAAAAUAAAAUUUGAAUUGUACUUAUAUAAUUUUAUAUUUUAUGAAAAUUGAAAUUAAAACCAUAGUUUAACGAUAAUAAUAAUAAAAUAUUCAAUAUAAGUUUAUAUCAAUAAAGUGAUAAAUUUUCAAGGAUAUUUUAAAGAAUAUGAAAAUAUGUGAAAAUAUUUCAAAAUAACAAAAUUAUAAUUUAUCUACCAUUACAAAACUAUUAUUUUUUUUUUAUUUUUGUUUGUAUGAGUCAGCUGGAUAAUAUAGCUACUUACCAAUCUCUUUUAAUAUAAACCAAAAAGGAAAACGGAAAAAAAAUCUUGCCUAAAUAAUAACGGACAAAAUAAAAGUUUCUUAUUUAUAUUAAAGGAAACAAACAAAAAGGGUAAAUAUGGCAAUUGAUUUUGUCUCUACUUAUAAAGUGUUAGUUUUGGGUGAUUCAAAUGUUGGAAAAACUUGUAUAGUUCAUCGAUAUUGUGAUGAAAAAUAUUAUGACACGUACAUUUCAACCAUAGGUAUUGAUUUUAAACAAAAGUUAAUUAAUUUAGAUGGGGUUCCAAUCAAAUUACAAAUUUGGGAUACGGCUGGACAGGAACGUUUCAGAACAUUAACAACGGCCUAUUACCGUGGUGCUAUGGGCAUUCUUUUGAUGUAUGAUGUUACCAAUUUGGAAUCAUAUAAUAAUUUGUCUUAUUGGUUACGAAAUAUACAAGAGAAUGCGUCACCAGAUGUUGUAAAAGUUUUAGCAGGCAAUAAAUGUGAGUGUACAGCAUCACAAAGAAUGGUUGAUAAAGAUAAAGGUGAAAAGAUUGCUGAAACAUUUGAUAUGCCAUUUUUCGAAGUAUCUUGUAAGCAAAACAUCAACAUCGAAGAAGUAUUUAUAACAUUGGCCAGAAAAAUUCGUGAACAAAGAGAACGCCGGGGUGACAAUUUUAAUGAUGACAAAGGCCAAGAAAAGAAAUCACCAUCUCUUGGUGGCAUCAGCCCAUUCGCUUUAAGUAACUCUGAAAAUAAUGGAUGUUCAUGUUAAACUAUAAGAUUUUUACAGUCAAUUUUAAAAAAAAUUAAAAAAGAAAACAAAAAAAAAUGAAAAAUACAUUUGCUUAAUAUUAUUCAUUAAAAUAAUUAAUUAAAAAAGUAUAGAAAAACUAUUAAACAAAAUAAAAACCAAAUAUAAAAAUAUAUUAUAUUGCAUCAAAAACAACAAUUUAUAAAAGUAUUUAGGAGUUCAAAACAAUACACAAGUGCAGUCUUUGAUAUUUUUCAUUUAUAAAAGAUUUUCAAUUUGGUGAUAAAGUAGAAAUUUAGUGAAAUAAUGAAAAAGAAAAUACAAAAAAAUUAAUAAAAAUUAAAAGUUUUUAGUAAAAACUUUUUACUCAUAACAUUUGCUUAUGUUUUAAUUUAUUUAAAAAAAAAAUAAGUUGAAAGGGAAGUUGUAGGUUCUUUAAAAAAUAUAUGUACAUAUUUAAAGAAUAAAAUUUAUUAAAUUUUUAUUUAAUUAACUCCUCUUUAAAAAAAAUUUUAAUUUUAAUUAAAAAUAUUAAAAUUCUAAAAUGCAUUUAAAAACAUGCGUACAUUAUUAAUGUCUGUAAAUUAAUAAAAUCAAAUUUUUGUAAGUUGGGAUUGUAACCGCGUUUAAUAAGGUUUAAAUUGUUUUAAAUUUUAACAAGUUUGCAAAUCUCAUACAUAUUGUAAGGAUAUUAUGUGUACAUACGCUUCACCAUCGAUAUAUAUAACAAGUUUUAUUUAUUAUAUAAGAAUCCAAACUUUUGGAGAAAUUCAAUUGAUUUGAAAAACCCCCAAUUUUCUAUAAAAACUUGUAAAAAAUAUGUUUCAAUUUUUACUCCAAGUACUUUUAGAUUAAUUUAAAUAAUUAAAUAUAUUUUCUAACGUUUUAAAAAUAACGUAUGAAAGCGCACACAAAGUACAUUUAUACUUAUCGCAUAUUUUUUCUUAAUUUUUUUCGAACAGUAAGGAUAAUUGAAUCGCUUAAAAUGAUUGGAUUUUAUUAAGAGUAUUUUGGUUUUCAGCGUAAAAUUUCAAAUUUCUAAAUUAAUUUUAAAUCUGAAAAAUCUUUAUAUUUUUGAAUAAAAACUCAUCACAUCAAGUGAUGACAAACAGAAUGUUGGUGAAUAUGUAGACAUAAAUUAGCAAUUUUAUUUUUUCUGAAAACGAUUAAGAUAUAGAAGUUGUUGAUGACGUAAAUUAUUUGCUCAGAUAUAUAUUAUGUAUGUACAUAUAAAUACAUAUGUAUAUAUUUUCUUAUACAAAUGCCUUUAUGUUAUUUUUCAUUAAAAUAAUGUUUAUUUGCAAAAGACUUUUAUAUGUUAAAGUAAAUUAUAAAUCUUUUUUUUCGCAAUAAGAACUAAAUUUAAUAAAACGUUUUCACAGUAAAACUAUUUUGGUAUAUUUGCAAAAAGUAUAAAAAUAUUUCAAUUUUAAAUAACACUCAUCAAAUUUUUAAAAAGGACAUAAAAUUAUUUAUUUUAUCUAAUCCAAUAAGUCCCACCUGCAACGCCUCAGAAUAAUUUUUCGUUAUGUAAGAAAAAUUUUUAAUAAUAAGUAAUUUAAAUUUUUAUUUAAAGAUAACAAACGCUAUUAGGAUAAUCCACUUAUUUUUUUUAUAUGUUAGUGUAAUUUAAUUAAAAUAAAACUUAGAUUAUCUUCUAGAGUGCUGAUAAAAUACAUGGGAAAAGAGGUAUUAACAUAGACUUUAAUUAACAGUUAAAAUUUUAAUAAUAAUAAUACUUUAAAUUUUUUAUAUUAAUUUUUAUUUUAGAAAUACCUAUAUUUUUCGUUUAUAUUUAGCUAUUGAUUGCGUCUAUCUUAAUAUUUCUUUGAAAAAUACAAUGUUUUAAGGCAAACUUUCCUGUUAAGUUUGAUUUGAAUGUUCGAGAACAAGAUGAAUAAUAUAAGUCAGGUUUAGCAAUAUAUUGUACUAUUGUAUUGAAAAAAAACCGUACUCUUAUAUAUUUUUUUUUGAGAAUAAAAC
Molecule: messenger RNA, 3250 nt
Organism: Condylostylus longicornis
Lineage: Eukaryota; Metazoa; Arthropoda; Insecta; Diptera; Dolichopodidae
Gene: RabX4
Product: ras-related protein Rab-8A
Exons: 6
Coding region: 650-1288 (212 amino acids)
Molecular function (GO): GTPase activity; GTP binding
Source: RefSeq, a predicted model, not a curated record